UUUACUUCUUUUUCUACUCAAUCUAAACACUAUUAAAAUAUAUUUGAAGUCUAAUGGCCCAUGUAACAAUGGCUGGCCUAAAUACAAUGAACAGAAUAUUAAAACUUUACAAAUUUGCUUAUGCUUCUCUUGCAUCACAGGAUGAUUUUACAAUAACUAGUGCUGGAUUGCUUUCAAUGGAGACAACAAUAAUUCUCGGAAAUGAAUCUAUUUAUUCUAAUGUAAAACCAGAAGGUCAACUUCAUUGUUGGGUUAGGUCAUUUAUUGCUAAUUUAUUGGCAAAUACAUCAAAGGAUUGGAUGACUAUUUUUGGAUUUCACAAUUCUGGAACAUACAACAAUCAAUGGAUGGCAAGUUUAUUUUUGUAA
Meloidogyne enterolobii is the source of this 368-nucleotide messenger RNA. NCBI's taxonomy places the organism in Eukaryota, Metazoa, Nematoda, Chromadorea, Rhabditida, Meloidogynidae. The record is from the annotation of a GenBank genome assembly.